ACUGCGAGCGGUUGUAAGACCUAUACUCUCACACCAGUUAUCGAACCUAAUGGCUCUAUCACCUAUGACUACUCUGGUCCACCAUCCACAACGACAAGGCCAACAUCAACUUCUAUAUACUCGAAUCCAUCCAACUCCAACUCCCAAUACCACUCCCGCUCCAACUCUCACUCUGACAUGACCAACUCAUCUACAUCGACCUUUUCAUCUUCAACAACUUCCUCACUGAGUAUGUCACCGGAUGAACUAUCAAGGAAGGAUGACCGACUGGACCCAGAGACCGCCAACAGUAGGAGCUGGAGAGACAGUGAGCCAAGGGACAGCGACAGCGAUGAGUGUUUGGAUACAUCGAUCCUCACACAUCCCUCAUUGAUGGAGCCAACACGAGUCAAGAGAGUCAACAUCCAGAACGUUGGCAUCAUAUACAAUCCAUUCUCUGGCUCCAAGAUUGGUGAGAAGAUCAUGAACCAAGCCAGGAAGUACUUUGAGAUACAUGGUUUGAAUGUACAAGUAUUCCCAACCGAACACAAGGGUCACGCUGAGGAGAUAUGUCGUACUAUUGACAUCAAUGCAUUCGAUGCAAUGUGUUUAGUGGGAGGAGAUGGAACAAUACACGAGGCCAUAAAUGGUAUCAUGAAGAGGGACAUUGAAUCCAGAGAGAAGUUCGUCGUGGCAUGCAUACCAGCUGGUACUGGCAACUCAUUCGUCUUGGAGCUUCAAGGCACCUUCAGCAUCAAGCAUAUCUGCGCAAGAAUUCUCAAUGGACUGACAGUGCCACUGGACAUUGCCAAGAUCACCUGUGUCAAGAAGGACUCCAUCGCUCAAUGGUGUGGACAGAGGAAGAUGGAGUACCAGGAGAUUGUCAAGUCGCUCCAGAACGUGCAAUUUGAACACCUCAACUCGCAAGAGGGCUCUGAAUGCUUCCACUCCAAGAAGACACGUCUACAUGAUCUCGCGGACGUGCCCAACGGCAUCCUAAUGGACUUUGCUUCACAAGACGAAAUGAUGGAGCAUGAAGUGUUCUACAGUUUCAACUCACUGCAUUGGGGACUCGGCUCCAAGGUCAACGUCACUGCUGAGAAGAUGCGUUGGAUGGGAAAGGCCGUCAGAUACACCACCGCUGCCGUGCUCGAGCUGUUCAAGGGAGAGAAGAUUCUGGCUAGGAUCGAGUACGAGGAUGUUGACGGCAACAUCAUUGCUCUGGAGGACUUUUACUGCUUGGCCAUCAUCAACAACAUCAAGGGUGCAGCCAAGGGCAUGAAGAUCGCACCCAAGGCCAAGCUGAACGAUGGCCUGUUUGAUCUGAUCCUGAUCAAGUCGACCAAGGCACUGGACCUCAUGACCGUCUUUGCCAAGUUCUACGAUGGAACUCACACCGAGCUGGACUAUGUCGUGUAUCUGCAAGUGAAGCGAUUCAGCAUCACACCAUUCAAGAAGGACAAGGAGAUGAAGCGUCGUCUGCAGAAGGAGAAGAGAAGAAUCAGAGCAGCCAAGCGAGUGGGAUUGGAGACGAAUCGCAGUGAGCUCGACCUUCUCAAGACACAGUGCAACACCAUCCUGGCAGAGCUUGAGGAUCAGAUCGAGGAGGAGAUCAUCGACAUUGACGGCGAGCUAAAGGGCAGCACACCAUUCCUCUGUGAGGUUGUCCCUCGUGCUAUUCGUUUCGUCAUCUAG
Acytostelium subglobosum LB1 is the source of this 1674-nucleotide messenger RNA. RefSeq lists its product as hypothetical. Gene Ontology annotation, biological process: sphingosine biosynthetic process. The record is from RefSeq and is a predicted model, not a curated record. Gene Ontology annotation, cellular component: membrane; intracellular membrane-bounded organelle; cytoplasm. The annotation marks the transcript as partial. The transcript has 2 exons. Lineage: Eukaryota; Evosea; Eumycetozoa; Acytosteliales; Acytosteliaceae.